AUGAUGGUUGUUAAGCCUUUUGUUCAUGUAUUUUUUUUGCUUUUAAUUUGCACUACUGAAAAUGUAGGUGGCAAAAGGCUUGUUGCCGAGGAAAAAAUACCCCCUGUAGUUCCAAACUUGUUUAAAGCUAUCCAACAAGUUAUUAGCUUGUUGAAUACCGUCAUUACGAUUCUUGAUAAUGUUGAGGAUACUGGUAAUGUUGGAGUGAUGUCUAUAACUGGGUUCUUAAAUAAAAUUCUUCAAAGACUGCAGGGAAUUCUUCAACAGUCUAAUGUUAGGGUUAUAGGAACGCCUAUAGGAGAGUUCAUGGGUGAUACUAGAGAAAGGCCCGAUUUUGAGCAUAACAAUGGAGGAGCAGGAGGAGGUGUUGGUGGUGAUGUUAGUAGCACACCUGGAGGUGGAAUUUAA
Lactuca saligna is the source of this 408-nucleotide messenger RNA. Lineage: Eukaryota; Viridiplantae; Streptophyta; Magnoliopsida; Asterales; Asteraceae. The record is from the annotation of a GenBank genome assembly.